Stegodyphus dumicola is the source of this 8537-nucleotide messenger RNA. RefSeq names its product dilute class unconventional myosin (gene didum). Gene Ontology annotation, molecular function: microfilament motor activity; actin filament binding; ATP binding. Gene Ontology annotation, cellular component: actin cytoskeleton; membrane; cytoplasm. The record is from RefSeq and is a predicted model, not a curated record. NCBI's taxonomy places the organism in Eukaryota, Metazoa, Arthropoda, Arachnida, Araneae, Eresidae. Gene Ontology annotation, biological process: actin filament organization.
CUAGUGUUGCUAGAGAAAUUGAAUCUCCUGUAGAUCCUCAAAGAGCUCUUGACAGUUUGCUACAUGAACUUGGGGCCUUCUUCAAAGUUCUUAGCAUCCAUGGUGUUGAUCCUGAACUUAUUACUCAAGUUUAUAAACAGCUUUUCUACUUCGUAUGUGCUGGAGCACUGAACAAUUUACUAUUACGUAAAGACAUGUGCCAUUGGUCAAAGGGUAUGCAAAUAAGGUACAAUCUAAGCCAUUUAGAACAAUGGUGUAGGGAUCUACGUAUACAAUACACAGAGGUAAUAGAGACUUUGCUUCCAAUUGUACAAGCAUCGCAACUUCUGCAAGCUCGCAAAACUGAUGCAGAUGUGCAGAGUGUUUCUGAUAUGUGCGACAAGCUUACUACCUCUCAGAUUAUCAAAAUUUUAAAUCUUUAUACUCCUGCUGAUGAUUAUGAAGAACGUGUUCCUGUUUCAUUUAUACGUAAAAUGCAAGCCUGCCUCCAAAAGCGUGAUGAAGAACGUGCUGCUGCUGGUCAUGGUCCAGUGGCAGGACCCAGCACAUUGCUUAUGGACACAAAAUAUGCCUUCCCAAUUCGAUUUCCAUUCAACCCAUCCAACAUCCAGUUGGAAGAUAUUGUUAUACCUGAAAUCUUGGACUUGCAUCAUGUCCUCCGAAAAGUCUGAGGUGCCCUCCGAAAAAUUCAAGAAAUGCAUCAAGAUCAGAUAAAAUGGAUUACCCAGGGGUGAAGUUGUAAUAAAUGUAAGGAUUUUCCAAGUUCCCAUGCAAUAUUAAUUUGCACUCUUGCAUGUGAAAUUGGUUUCCUUUGUCUAGUGUUUGGUAUGGUAUCCUGUUUGCACAUAAAACAUAAUCUAGUUGUCAAUUCUUAUAAAGGAAGAAAUAUAUUUAUUUUUUUUCUCUUGUGUUCUGAUUCUAAAUUUAAUUAAUUAUCAUGGUAUGUAUGUGCCUUUAGGAAUUUAAAAUAACUAUAAUUGGAAUUAUUUAAAAUUUUCCAAACGUGUUUAAUACUUGCUUGGAAUACUUAAUCUAUCACCUCUGGGCAAUUCUACUCUUGGGAGACACUCUGGAGAGAUUUAGUUAUGAAAAGCUGCAUUUGAAGCACUAGUGCUUUCCUGGAGCAUUUAUGUCAUGACAUUGAUGCUGUAGAAUUUUUUAUUUAUUUUCUGUUGCAUAUAUACAAAUAUAUUAUAUGACUAUAAAUAUGUAUUUAAGAGCUAUUAGAUAAAUUAUGUAUGAUAUUGUACAACUGUCUUCUGGCUCUGAGUGUGAGCUCAUUGUAAUGAGAUUAAAUUUAGAAUUGCAUUUAAUUUAUGACAAGAAACUGUUAAAUGAAGUAACUUUUCUAGAAAAGUAUUGGAUUAUACGCAAAUAUUCUGUAACAGAUUGUAUAUAUUUUAAGUUUUGUCACUUGUAUAGGUAAAUGCUGUGGAAAAAAAAAAGUUACAUUUUUUUGGAGUUAGUAUGAUCAGAUUUGUGUAGGUGCCAUAAUAACUUUGCUAAGACACUAAUAGAAUAAUUUUUAAUGUGCUAUGCACAUAUUGCUGUAACUUAUUUCAAUUUUAUUUUAAUGCAUAACAUUAGAUGAUUUCUAUAGCAAGUGAAGUAUGCAGUACUUAACAAAAUGGUAAAUAUAUAAGCUGUUGUUUACAUACAAUGGAUUAUUAUGUGAUACCUCUAAAACAAAAUUGUAUUCUGUGUAGCAUUUAAAAAUUGGCCAACUUCACUUAUUGCUGAUAGCUCCUGCAGUGUUUUCUAAAAUAUAAAAUAUUUACUGUGGACUUCAGUUGCAGUGUCUUUUAAACAUUUUUAUUUUAUUGUGCAUUUUUGUUUUGAUUGAAUCAGAUUUUAUAUAAUUUUAAAAUUUAAUUUAUAAUCAAGCAAUGUUAAAUAAUUUAUUUACAAGUAAUUCCUGCAAAAAUAUCAAAUUUGAAAUAUCUCAAAUGAUACACUAACUUCUUACUAAUUUUCUCUAUAUUUUGUUUAAUAUAAUUCAAUUUUUUUUUUCAUGUGAUAUAUUUUUGAAGAAUUAAGAAAUUAUUUUUAGUAUUACUAUUACUUUUUCCUCUUUCACAAUGUAAAAUUUCAUGUGUGCAAUAAAUUAAAAAUAAAUUAGAAGUAUAAGGUUAAAAAAUUAUUCUGUAUAUUAAAUUUUUGUAUUAAGGAAUUAUUGAUAUUUGUUGCACUUAUUAAUUUUACACAAUUCUUUGUUACUGUCUGUAGCCAUGGGAGUUUCAUAGUUUCAGGGGAGGAAUGUGGUCAGCCUUUUCUUUAUCUGCUAAGUAUUUAGCUUUAGUUUAUGAAUAUAAAAAAACUACUUGUAUUCAAGUUUUGUUAUUAAUCAACAUUUCCUACAUGAAAACCAUGUAUGAAUAUGUGUAUUUAAUAAAUUAAACAAUGGUUUUCCUACAUGAUUUUAAUAAAUUAUGUAGGAAAUAAUAAAUUAAUAAAUUAUGUAGGAAAUAAUAAAUAAAUUAAACAAUGGUUUUCCUACAUGUAUUUUAAUAAAUUAAACAAUGGUUUUCCUACAUGAAAACCAUUGUUUAAUUUAUUAAACACAUUGAAAAAUCAUCUAAAUCUAUACUUAUUUAUUAGCAGUGAUGAAAGUGGUACAUGGGAGGGGGGUAAGUUUCAAAAUCCUGGUCUAUAGAUUUAUAAAGAUUUCACAUGUAAUUAUUUAAAUUUAUUGUUAACAUGUAAAGUUUUCUUCUGUAAAACAAAUAUAAUUUUGAGAACUUCAUAAAUAUAAUUACAGUUCAGCAAAAUUACUUUCUCAUUUGUUGAUGUGUUCUGGAUGCUUAUAAUGAUACUUAAUUUUGAAUAGUAAACACAUUAAUUUUGAAUAGUAAACACUAUGUGUUAACUAUGUAAUUAACCCUUUGAGUUUCAUGGCUUUUUAAAUUUGCUCUUGAAGACCUGUUUUAAACAGCUUCUAUUAGCUAAAUUUUAUAAUUAUGUAUUUUAGCCCUUGUUUCAUAAAUUUCCAUUCAUUAAGGUGAUAUUUACAUUAUUAAAGAAAGAAGGAGAGUAGAAUGUUUUAAAUUAUAAUCUAAUAUUUACCAAUUAACAAAUAAUGUCGUGACUAGUUAAAAAUGGUCACUCAAGGGUUCAGUUCAUUAAAAUUGUGUGUCACAUUUAGUAGUUAUGGUUAUGAAAUCUCUUUUUUAUAUAUAUAUAUAUAUAUAUAUAUAUAAGCAAAAGGAGUCCAAUAAUUAUAUAUAUAUUAUAUAUAAUUAUUUGGACUCCUUUUGCUUAACCUACUAGUUUCAGAAUAUGUGAUAUAUGUGUUUUAGUUACUGUGUUUAUUUGAUGUUCUAUAAAUUCUUUUAACUGUUUUUGCAUUUAUUGUUGAGCAUUUAAUAGUCUGUUAGUUCUGUGACUUUUAUUUGCAUCUGGUAUUAACUGUUAAUCACAUAAUGUAGCCAUCUUUAUCUGCAAUAUAUUUUGUGUUAAUUUGUAUUUCAAUGCAUGUUAUUUUGUUAUAAGGAUAUUUACAAGUGUAAUAUUUAAAAUAACUUGAAAACUGUUUGUGGAAGUUGUCAGUUAUACUCGAGCAUGUAAAUGUAUAGAUUCAUGUUUUUAUAUUUUAAUAUGAUAAUGUAUGUUGAUUUUUAUAAGAAAAAAUAAUUGCUGAGUAUAAUGUGACAAGUACACAGUGAGAUUGAUAACAUAAAUUUAUCUGUGGAAUAUUUGAUUCUUUUUAAUAAUAAUAAUAAUUAUUAUUUUUACUUACAUAAUGUUUUUUUUGGGGGGGGUGAUUAAGAUGUAUAACAUGAACUUUUAUGUAAAUAAGAACAAAAUUUUAUUUUUGUACUAUUUUGUUAGAAUAAUUUUUAAGAUCACAUCAUACAGUUGGAUAUGUAUUGCAAAUGAAAUAUGGUAUUUAGUCUGCUGUUUCUCCCUUUCCUUUACAAAUUGUACAUUUUGAAAAUAUAGAGGACAAAAUUUUGCAAUAUAGUAUAUCAUUUUUAAGGGAAAUGUUAAAUGGGGGAGACUGAGUAUGCUAAGAGCAUAUUAUAAACAAAUUUGCUAAAAAUGGCUAUAUUCUACAUUUUAUUACAGUUACAAUUAUUAAAUUGAAUAUGUUAUUUUUAUUUUAUUUAUUUAUUUUUUAUUUUUACUUACACAGUGUACCUGCCUUAUUAGCCAAUUCCUUUUUCAUUAAAAAUUUCUAAACGGUAUACUGGAAAGUAUGUGAGCGGUAGAAAUAUUGGGAGUAUGUACAAUAGUUGGAUUGUGAAUAAGGUUUAAAAACAAAAGUUUAGCAUGACACAUUUGAUUUAAUAACCAGUAACAUUUAUCGUAAUGUAAAUUGUUUGUGCUCUGAUUUUUGUGUGUUUAAUCCAUAUAGACUAUUUUUGUUUUUAUUCCCAGUUUAUUUGUCUAACUUGUUUAUUUAUAAUUAAUGUGAUUGGUCAUUUGUUCUAGCCAAAUGGUGUUCAUUACUUACUAUAUAUAUAUAUAUUGUAUCUUGCUUCAGGAUGGAACAUUCCUUUUUUAACUUAAAAUCUGCAUAUCCUUUGUAAUAUGUAGUAUGCUCAAUGUGAUGUAUUUUGCAUUCUGUACUAAUUAAUUUUUCCAUAUUCAAAUGAUUUGCAUCAAAUUCCUGAAUGAAGCGCAAUUUUAAAACCCUUUAAUGGGAAUUUUGAUUUAAAUUGUUAAAAAUUUAGUGUUUUAUAUUUUAAAAUAUUAUCUUCCCAUGCAUUCCAUAUUUAUUUCCUAAAUGAUAUAUAUUAAGUAUUAUUUACAGUUGCAUUAUGUUCAACUUGGAAAUGAGAGAAUACGUAUUUAUUAAAAUAAAUUAAUGCCAUGUUUUAAAGUUUCAUUUUACACUUGAAUCCUUUAUUAUUUUUAUUUUUGAUUUUUAUGCAGUUUUUAAAUUUCUGCAUUAAAUUACCUACCAUUAAAAAAAAAUUACUGGUACUUUGUAUGUUAUAUAUGUUACUGUGAAAGACCAAAAUUUGGUGAAUGUCGACAUAAAUGUCAACAUUCACAUAGUCGCUUGGUGUAUGUCUAAAAUGUUUGCCAAAUAUCCUUAUUUCUGACUUACACCUGCAAAUGUCGACAUUCACCAUGCACUAAUGGUAAAUGUUGAAUAUGUCAGAGAUUUGCAUUUUGUUCUCUGUAUUUCAGGUGGGAUAAAACUUCAUAAGGGUGAUGUAAAUUUUUCACCUGUCUUACUGAGAGGAGUAAUGAGUUCCGGUGAGGAUAGUUGUUCAUAACUCUGUAAAGGCAUUUUCACUGUGCAACACGUAGCUUUAGAUUCUAAAUGAGAAGGGCUACUCUGUAUUACUUGCCUUCUUAAUAAUGACAGCAGUUGUGUUUAGAUAAAUGUUAAGUAUUUAGUUUUAAAUUUAUCCAUUAAAGAACUUUAUUUUUUACUUUUGCAUUUAUACCAUAUAUGUGAAAUAUGAAAAUGCUUAAGUAGUAGCACAUGUAAAUAAACUUUUGAAUUUAAACAGUACAUUCUAAAUGAGAAAAAGAAAGUAAUAAUAAUAAAAAAAGAACUUAAUUAUGUGAUUGAAAUCUUAUUUAUUGCAAGAACUUUUAUGACCUUUUGAAUUUCACAAGAGUCCCUUACUUUUUACAACUGCAUUUAGUUGUGGAAAACUUCCUUUUGCAAUGACAUCGUGUAUACCCUUGCCUUCCACUUCUCAAAUUAGCUGCAGCUGCUUCUCUCAGCGACAUUUCUUGAGAAGAAAUCUUGUAUAUGGAAAGUAACUUUUCUUUACAAAUUACAAAUUGAUUACAGGUGUAAAGCUGCUUGAUAGUGCCAUUUUUAUUUGCUAGUUUAUGAAAGUCAGAGUCUUUUAUUCCAACAACUGGCAACACAUUUUGGCCAUCUGUACGACCACAGUCUAAAUCAAAGACUUGUGUUCGUAUGGUAUCACCAAUUUGAGCAGGAGGAAAAAAAAAUUUUUUAAUUUGUAGCAUUUUUGUUGCUUUGCAGUAGAUUUUCUUUCGUGAACGAUCUUUUUAUAAAAAUAAACUCAUGUUGUUCAGUCAGGGCUUGAUAUGAAGACAUGGUAGGUUGCAAGUCCUCUUCAAUAUUUUGCUUUGGAUUAUGGUUUUUGAUAUGGCCAUUGCUCAAAUUUUCUUCAAAAGUAUUAACAGUUUUUUCAAGCUGAUCUUCAGUUUCAAAAGUAUUAGCAAUUUCUUCGAGUUGUUCUUCGGUUUCAAUAAUUGCGAUUUGUUCGCCACGAAAAAAAAGACGAUGCUAUGCCUCUUCUUGGUUUAAUGCCAAAAAUGGCUUCAUAAGGAUUUUGGCAUAUUCCUUCAUGAUAUGUCAAACCAUCUGACCAUUUAUUUAUGUCAUUAUCGUUCAUCCAUGCAGUUAACAUAUUCUGUGUAUCCUGAUUAGCCUUUCAACUGAGCCUUAUGUUUGACUAUGACAAGGCUUUCCAUUAACUAUCUUAACAUCUUUCCUCAUAGCACAUAAUUUGGAUAUGACUUGGUUACUGAAUUUCCUACUUUUAUCUGAAUGCAAUAUAACAAAAGCACCAAAUGUUAAAAAUAUUUGAAGAUGAUGAUACGCUACUUCUUGAUCUGUCUUAGUUUUCAAUGAUCAUAGCUGGACAAACUUAGUUAAAUGAUCUUGAUUCACCAUUAUGACUUAUAUUCGCUAUCCCUGUGUCACUGCAGUUAUAUCAGAUUAACUUGACAUCUUGAGUUUUGUUUAUAUAAAUUUGACUACAACAUUACAACUUCAUAUGUAAUAUUUUUGUAUUUACCUUGCAAAUCUUUAAGCAUAUGUGUUCUUCCUUCGUGGCCUAUUCCAGUGAGAAUUUGAAAUAGUAUGCUGUACAAUUUAUUAUUAGUAACAUAAUACUGGAUAUUUGUUUCUCCUGGUUUUAAGGGUACAAUUAAUUUUUCUUCAUCAUUAAUUUUUAAAGCAUUUUAAUCAUCUGUAAUCCAAAAGUGUGCUGCACUUAGUUUUCGCAGAAAUAACUCCAGAAAGAAUUUUAGAGUACUUUUCUUGUGAAAAAUAAAAACAGUUGUCUUCUUGUUUACUCGCAAUCAAUGCAUUUAACUUUUCAAAGAAGAGUUCGUGAUUUACUGCAGUAUCCAUUCAAUAUAAAUUAAGGUAUCAAAUAAAAAAACAAAAUUUAAGAAAACAUUGUGCAUACCAUCAAACCUUGCAUAAGACUGACAAACAGUGUUCCAGAGUAUAACAAAUACAUGCCAAUAACUUCAAUUGCAGCAGAACGAAAGAUUUGGUGACAGACUGUCAAACCUCUAUUGACCUUGACUUCUCUUUUCAACCUCCACCACAAUGUAUCUGUGAUUGUCCGAAUGUACGAGAAUAUAAUGAAAUAUUCAGUUUUUCUCUGACAUAUUUGGUAUCUGUUGACAUUCACGGGUGAAUGUCGACAUUUCCCAAUUUCGGUCUUUCAUGGUAACAUAUAUAAAAAUUAAAACAGUACAUAUAAAAAUAUUUUAAUAUCUAUGAUUUUAUAUAUUUAUGCUAGCAAAGAAUGAUAGUCUUUCUUAUUAAAUUAUUUUUUCUAAGUUUAGUGUGUAUGUAUAUACACUGACAUUUUUUGAUUUGAAGUUAGAGGUUCCGUUGGAUAUGGCAUACAAUUCGAAAUUUAUGCAUCGUGCUUUACCAUAUGUCUCUUCUUCUUCCUCUUUUUGGGGGGGGGGUAUGAAGUAUGUAUCUGCGAAAAUUUUACAAUUGUUAAAUUAUAAUGAUGAUAACAGAUUUUGUCUUUCAUAAUUUAUCAGUUACAUGCAGACUUAGUUCAAUUUGCAUAAACUAUCGUCAAAAUGAUGCAUGCGUGCUUAUUUUUUUUAACUUAUUUUUUUUGUACUUGGAAUUUAAUUUGCAUUUUUAAAGACCUCCUGAUUAAUUUUAAAUAAUUCACCUUUACCUAUAUCAUUCCAUUUUAUGUGUUAUCAGUCUUUAUUUUCAUCUUAGAUGACUGUGGAGCACUUGAUAUCCGUAAAUUAAUAUGCAGUUUUGUGAUACUAUAUUAUUAAAUCAUAUUAUAGAGAGACUUUAUCUUAUGUAACCAGAAUAUAUACUGGGUAUUUUAAAAAUUUGUAUUUCAGCUGUGACAUUCCUCAAAUCACAAUUUAGGAAGCAUUGUACUUUUAGAAUUCUUGAAAGCUUAGAUUCAUUAACCAUUUUAUAUUUGAGCUUAGAAACUGUUUUAUAUAUGUGUACUUAUUUUUGAGACUUACAUAAGAUUUAGAAAAUUUUACACACUUUAUUUAUUGUAAGCUGUAUGUGUAUAUAUUUAUGCAUGACGUUCAUUUGCAUAAAUUUAUGUAACAAUUGUGUAAAACCUUAUUGAUAUGUCUAAAUUUAUCGAAUUAUUGUAAAUUGCAUAUAUUUUGAGCAAACAGUAUAUUUUGCUUUCGUGAAAUAGGUAACAAAUAGUUGUUACUGGAUAUGAUACAUGGAUCUGUGCAUAUGAAGAUUUGUUGCUUGUUAAUUCUUUGAAAUUUUAUUUGUUUCUUGAAACAAUUUUUUGUCUGUAGAAAUAUUUAAUUUGCAUGAACAAAAUAUAAAUAUUAAUUUUCUUUUUGAA